Messenger RNA from Schistocerca gregaria, 14363 nucleotides. RefSeq names its product SH2B adapter protein 2 (gene Lnk). Gene Ontology annotation, biological process: intracellular signal transduction. Bases 739 to 2577 code for a protein of 612 amino acids. Gene Ontology annotation, cellular component: plasma membrane. Lineage: Eukaryota; Metazoa; Arthropoda; Insecta; Orthoptera; Acrididae. The transcript is spliced from 7 exons. Gene Ontology annotation, molecular function: transmembrane receptor protein tyrosine kinase adaptor activity. The record is from RefSeq and is a predicted model, not a curated record.
AUCGCACUCGGCGCACAAGCUUGGAACACAACUGUUCUACAGGAAAAUUAAUCAACGAAUGCGUCAAAUACCCUACUGGCAAAGAUGAGAGAAUCUGAUACUAAAUUGAUACUAAAUUUUAGACAAAGCAAGUGAUAAACGUCUCAUGACAAUUAACCCUUUAUUUGAAAUCUUUUCUUCUCGUUUUUCAUACAGUCACCAAAAAACUGAAUGGAUGAUUUAUCGAAUAAACAAUGAAAUAUUGUAGGUCUGCAUUUGCCUCGGAAUCUACUACUGCACCCGUACUGCAGUAAUUACACAAAAACUAAGUAAGAAAAAUUCUUUAGUGCUCUUAAGAAUUAGAGUUUAUAUGUCUACAAUUUUAGAUAGCAGAACAUGGCUGGGACUAAAAUGUAAACUCGCACAGGAGGUUGAUACCUGGCGCGAGUCGCAGGACACUCUCUGACAUUGAAGUAUUGUUGCAAUGUAUUUUCGUUCCAAACGUUUCUCAGUUUAUCACUAAAAUAAAAAUAUUCUUUUAGACUCGACUGUGGAUUUUUUUGUACACCCUGACCACCAAAAGACCAACAUCUAAUUCAUAAGAACUUACAUUGAUGCAGCGUAUUAAAUGUCAUUAUGGCGACUAAGCUCACAGGGGGAGUGUUGGUUUGUAAAUUGCUAAUGUUUACAUACAAUGAUGAUUAAUAAGGUGCAUUAUGUGUACGAUUUUCGGUUGUGUCUGAGUAAUUACUCGUAGAAAUGGCAGGGACGCAUUCAGAUGGAGAAGAAAGGUUAAACUGGAUAGAAUUCUGCGACAGACAAGCAAGAUCAGCAGCUGCGGAGUUCGCAAAAGCGUUUUGUACGUAUGUGAGCGUCAGUCUUCCAGAAAAUGCGAGGACAACUGUGUCACACAGAGAUUUCGUCAGAAAAUUCCUCGAUUGUUUCGUUGAUCAUUUUGAAAUUGAAUACUCUAGAAGAAGUCUGAUUAGCCAAAAAGAUAAAUUCGUUAACGGCAACAACGUGUUCGCGGCAUCGUCUGCAAACGCUUUACGCGCUAACAGUCACGAAGAAUUUAGUGAUUACUCCGAACACGAAGCGGAUUCGCCAUCUCCGAAGACGCAGCACAAGCCUUUUUUCCGACGGCUCUCUUUCAAGGGACUUAAAAAAGGUAAAGGUUUCUUCCAUAAACAACAUUCAGAUGAAGUUGAACUGUCAUCGCAUCAUCACCACCAUCACCACCACCACCAUCAUGACAGACAUUCAAAACAUGAUAAACAUUCCAAAACAAAAUUAGCGAAAAUUGUAGUUGAGUGUAGGAAAGAGGGAAUAGUGAACUUUUUGAUGGGUGAAAAUAUCGAUGGAACACAAAAGUGGGAAAAGUGUCGCCUGGCAUUGGUGAAAACUGUUGGUGGCUAUAUGCUUGAGUUUUAUUCACCGCCUAAGGCAGUGAAACCAAAAAGUGGUGUCUUUUGCUUUCUCAUUACCGAAGCAAGAGAAACAACUGCUUUAGAAAUGCCGGAUCACGAGAAUACCUUCGUGUUAAAGGCGGAAAACAACAUGGAGUAUGUUAUCGAAGCACAUGAUACAGAUGACAUGCGGUCGUGGCUUGCCACAAUUAAAUACUGUAUGCGUUCUCCAAUGCCAACCAGUGAUAGUCAGGAUGGGAGCCGCAGUCUGCUAGUGAGCCAGAGUGAUUCGAGAGGUGUACCAAAGACUGAAGGUGCAGGAGAUGGUUUAAGUGCAGAAAACCCUCCUGAGCUGCCACCGAGACUUCAAGCAGCUGGACUCCCUCGUGUAGCAUCAGACACUCCGGGACUUCGUCUUUCCAGUAACAGUCAUUUUGAACUCUGUACGUCCCACACAGAUAUAGAGCAAACAGCUGCACCAGUUCCAGAAACGGAGGCAGAUUUGUCGACUGCACUUAAAGAGUACCCAUGGUUUCAUGGAACAUUGCCGAGAUCAGAUGCAGCUCAACUUGUCUUACGCGACGGAGCUGCCGCACAUGGUGUCUUUCUUGUGAGACAGAGUGAGACACGCAAGGGUGAAUUUGUGCUAACUUUCAACUUCCAGGGAAGAGCAAAGCAUUUACGAAUGACGCUCAGUGACCAAGGCCAGUGUCGUGUUCAACACCUCUGGUUUACCAGCAUCUUCGAUAUGCUGGAUCACUUCAGACAACAUCCAAUUCCACUAGAGUCAGGUGGCACAGCCGAUGUCACGCUGACUGAGUACGUGCUGGCACUGCCUCCGGUCACUCCACCGUCCACGACGAGGCCUGUCGUGCCAUCCGCUGCGGCAACCUCGGUUCCUGCCCAGCCCACAGUGCAGCAGCUCCCACCUCAGCCGCAGCCCCAGCCUUCAGGGCCGCAGCAGCCACAGCAGCCGCCAGCCGCGAUGCCGGCCGUCAGCGGAGCGACAGCUGCCGAGGCGAGGAGCCGGCCGCCUCCUCCCCCAGAACCCAUCAGAGAAGUGAUAACAUAUGGAGGAUCAGUUCGAACAAGAACAGAAUCAUUAGAGAACUUGCAGCAGGAAAGACAAAGUGGAUCUGGUGGAUCAGUUGGUGCUGGACGUGCUGUAGAAAAUACUUACAGCUUUGUCUAAUGCAAUAUAACAAUGGACUGUGAGCGUCUGAAUCUUCUUCCUCUGCAUUCUGAAACCUGCUACUGAGUUAUCUGUUUUGUUGAUACAAAAGUGUACCGUUAAUUGUCACAAAGUUUCUUUGUGAAGUGUUUUAGUUAUGCAGUGUUCCUUGUCAGAUAUCUGAGAUGAGAGUUAUCUACUCCUUAGUGGAGUAAACUCAGCGGCGUGUACUUGGCUAGUUAAAAUUGUGUGCUGGACCUUUGAGCUUGUAGAAGACAUGCUUGUACAGUGGAAUUGGUUGUCCACUAGAGGCAUGGACACUGGCCUUGCACAUCUUUUUAACUUGUCACAAGUAUAUAACCGAGAUGUAUAUAUCAAUUUUGCUUUGGCCGCAUAUGCCCAAUACCUGGUUUUUGUGCUGUGGUUGCAUUUUAAAAAGAAGUUUCAUGCAGCUCUGUUAUUUGUAAAUUAAUUUAUAUAGGUAUGGUAAUGUGGUACAAUAAUUAUUUUGUCAACACACAUCAACAACAACAAAAAAUUGGUCCGCCUCCAUAGCACAGCGGUAGUGUUAGCACCUAUCACGCGAAGGGGCCCGGGUUCGAUUCCCGGCAGGGGACUGGGUGUUGUGUGCCCUUCAUCAUCAUUUUCAUCUUCAUUAACAUCCAGGUCGGCGAAGUGGCGUCAACUAAAGACUUACAACAUGGCAGCCGAACCCCGAAGGGGAUAUCCCGGCCAAUAAAUGCCAUACGAUCAUUUCAUUUCAACAAAAAAUUGUGACUGAAGAAAUAGAGCAUUAAGAUUGUUUUCAUCAUAUCACUCGUUACAUCUUUUGUGGGGACAUAUUGGCUCAGAGCAUUGAGGAUAGAAUUUAUUUAGGCGUGUCAGUGGUGCAUGUAAGCUACCGCAUUAAUUAAGCCAGGAAGAAAUGAAACCAACAGUAUCAGUGAAUGUUAUUUAAGUUAAUUGGUGUAUAUGUAUAUUUAUGUGAGCUGCUAUUUCUUGCCCAAACAGUAUCUGAAUAGUUGGUUUCCCACUGUUCUCUUUGCCCACUCAGUGUAUGUGUGACGGUAGUGGGGAUUUAGGGAAAGUAUUCAUUUUGCACAUUGUAAUUUUUAUGUUUUACAACUGCCUAAAAGUUGAGACAUUACUGUCACAGGCAGUUACUUUGCAUGUUUAAUUAGCAUUAUUGUAAUAUGUACAAACUGAGAUAAAAUGGUGCUAGAUACUCAGCAUUGCAUUAUUGUUCAAGAGUUUAACUCAGCUAAAGUAAGUUCAUAAUUAGUUUGAUUGUGAAUCUGGAAAAUACUCUGGACAGUGGACAUUUGUUUCCAUAUUAUUUUUAUUGGAGGUAACAGGCUAUAUAUAGAGCAGGUUUUAAUAGUUAGAAAUUGAUAAGCACUGUCACAGUUUGCACUGACAAACAUACACGAUGUGACCUCUCAUAUUGACUGAAACCAACCAAAGAGAUACAGAUCUGUUCAUUUGUUAAACAUAAGUAUUUCCACAUUUUUAAUUGCAAUAUAUGCUUGAACAGCAGCACUGCAUUGUUAAUGUUUCCUUUGCUUAGUAAAUAAGUGUACUUUACUAAUUGUCACUUCUCAUGGCAUAUUUAUUAGACAAGAGAAUGCAGUUGUACAGUGUGUUAAUUUAAUUUAUUUUUUAUACAAACAAUCUAUAUUAUACACUGAUAAAAAGUAUGGCUCUACUUAUGAAAUUAACACAUGCAGUAGCAGAGAAAGAAAAACAGGAAAGUCAGUGGAUUCAAAAGGAUUGGCACCAUAAGAUUUUUCUUUUACCAGACAAGGGGGGUAGAUUUGGUAUGUAGUAAAAUGAAAUACUUACAUAAAAUUAUCCAAAUCCUGAAAAAAAAAGUUUAUUGAAUAAUUACAAACACCUACUAAUUUGAUCCUGCAUUGUUAGGAUUGAAAACCAAUCCUGAGAAAAAAAAGAAUGAAGAUGAUAAAAAUUAAAUAACUGAGUGUGUGGUAAGUGUUGUCUUAAUAUCACAGAAUUUUCAUACUUGAUAUGCCAGAGUUUGGCUUGAAAAACAGUCUUUAACAUUUUAUUAUUGUCCUACAUUGUGUAUUCUCUUACUGUUUCCCACACUGUUGCCUCUUCAUCACUUUCUCUUGAAGAAAGAAGUUUUGGUUCUUAAAUUUUGGUAUUUCAUUUACUUCUUUUUUUCCAGCUGUGUUACUUCAAUAUUUAAUUACACAAAGAACUGUUUUAUCUGCAUUUAGAACUUAAUUUAUAUAAUUGUGCAUUUACUUCCAGUCACUGUAAAUUUCAGCUUUGCACGUAAAGCUAUUUUCAUAUUGGUCAGGAUGAUUAUAUGACUGGCGGUACACAACUUUACUGUUUUCUGAGGCACUGUUCCUUUCACUUCAGAUAACACACACAUUCAUAUUAUUAAUCAUACUUGUUCCUAAUACAAAACUAUGUUGCUUUCGCAUUCAAAUUCACGUGUAUAUAGAUAAUCAAGUGAAGCUUUUAAACCGUUGAUACAUGAAUACCAUAUACCAAAGCCAUAAGGUUAAAAAAAUGUAAAAUGAUGAACUCCUUUCUAAUCGGAGUCAUCACUUGUCUGUGAUGUGAUAUCAGUAUCUGUUAUGUCUAUCCUUCAAUACGCAAGAAAAUGUUUUUCACCAAUAAAACCUUUUGCAGAGCUUGUUUUGAUAUGUGCUACAUCAUAAAGUAGCACAUAAAUGAUGUGAGUAAAAUGAUCAGUAUUAUGCUAAUCUGGUGAUUGCAUUUGUAUAUAUUUUGUAGAUUACAUACAAAAAUGUGUUAUCAGUGUAUAAAUGUGUACAAGUGAUUUGAUAAUGUUUAAUUUUUUUAGAAGUAUUUUGAUAAAGAAUUCAUAAAAUCAAGAAAGUUUUAUAUGUGGUGUACAUAUAGCACAAAAAAUUAUGUGAAUUGUAACUUUGAUUUUCAUGGUUCAGUAAUUCUGAAACAAAAAUUUUAGGCUGAUCUUUAUAUUCGUUUGCGGUUUCUUCAGCCAGAUGAUUCUUUAUUGAUCAUCACUAUAUAGAAUGCCUAUGAUACAAUAGGUAACUCAUUAACAGUUAUGUAAUAGUCACCUAUUUGCCACAUGUAAGAUAAAUGUGUAGCUUCUAAUGUGCGUCAUGAUUUCUGCUGAUAUUAAUGGGAAAAAUGUAUACAGUUAAACAAUGACUUUUACCAGCAUAACUGUAUAAUUUUCUGUAAUAGAGGACUGUUCAGUUGCUCAUCCUAAUCUAGUAAGUACAGUAAAAUGUUACACAGAAGUCUAGAACAGGUAUUUUGUCAAUCUUCAGAGUGUUAUCUGUUGCUUCCUUGCUUCCAUUUCAAUGAAAGGUCUUUUUUUUUCUUUUUUAGGAAAGGAAAUUUUCAUAUAAGUUAUGUAAUUCAUGUCCUGGAUAAUACAAGAAAUUAUUAGUUCAUUAUCAAUGACUAUUGCAUAUGUUUGUUCUAAGAAUUGAAAGCUGGGUGCAGUACUGCACAACUUAGUAUUUGGCAGAAACCCAUCUGCAUUUGUAAAGCAGUAGACACACAUGCUACAGUAUGAAUGAAAUGUUUGUUGUUACAUUCAUAUCGAGCAGUGACAUUUAUUGGUUUCUGUGGCUGUGUGUCUUCUUGACAGGACCCCAGGGGUAGAUUCGAUUUAUAGAAACCAUCUAUAUGUCGAUGUAAGUUAAGGUACAAGAUCGGACCCUGCAACCAUUCACCUUAGUGGACCCUCAUUUGCGAAUAACCAGUGAAAAAAAAUUUAUAGUUUCCCGUGAUCCUCUAGAACUUUAAAAAUAGGUGUCUUUGAGCAGACUUAAGGCAUAGUGUAAUGGUUAACGUGCUUUUCUCCUAUACAGAUGAUUGUGGGUUUGAAUUCCCUCAGGUGGUUUGAAAUUUUUUAAUCCUUAUUGAAAUGAUUUUGAUCAUUAUUUUCAUUCAGUUAUUUGGUUUAAAUAUAAUUUUUUAUUGCUAAUGCUUUGAGAUGGAAUUUUUAUCAUUGAUUUAACUUAAUGAUUUGCUCUCAUUCUUUCUUUCUUUUAUGGUUUUUCCAUUUGGAAUCUAUGUGCAUGUGUAUUUAAUUAUUUUUACUUAUCUGUCAUAAUAUUUAAACAUUUGAAAAUAUCGAUCUGUCAGUUAAUAACAAAACAAAAAAAUAAUGUAUUUCUACUGCUGAUACAGUGGUGUCAAAAAUGUUUUUUUUUUUUGUAUAUUUAUUGCCAUACAAACAUUUAAAAAAUAAAUUCUUGUUGCGCUAUAGAGAAAAUAAUGCAGAUGAAGAUUUAAAGGAAAGAAGGAAUUUAAGUAAAACAAAAUGAAAGUAUUACAAGUAAAACAAAAUUCAAGGAAAAUGAGGAACAGAAAUAAUGAAUGCAAGAAUAUGGAUGAAAAUAUAAGAUGGUAAAACAGAAGAAAUUCAAUUGACGUUAAUACACAACAACAAUUAAAAUCAUGUGAACAAAAUUCUAAAUGAAAGGAAGAAGCAAUGAGCAGGAAUCGAAAAGUUAAUAUGAUGGUUAAAAUGACAUGAAUAAGGGUUAGGAGGGAAAAAAACAUUUAAAUCGAUUACUUGAAUAAAAGUAAUGACAAAAAACAUUUCAGUGAAGGCUAAAAAAAAUCUCAAAGCACCUGAUGAGAUUUGAACCUACUGCAUAUGGGGAAUGCACCUUAUCCAUUACGCUACAUUGACAAUGUGCGUACCACUGCUAUUUUCAAAGCUCAAGUGUAUGAAAUGAAAUUACAAAGUUCUUUCUUGUUGAUUACUUGCAAACAAUGGCUCACCAUGCUGCAGAAUGUGAUACCUGCAAAAUCUUAACCUACACAACUGUAUAGAGUAUUUCAAAAAGUCAGUCCCACCCCUGGGGACUUCUCCUUGUUGGACUACAAAGAAAAACAAUUUUUAUUCCAUUUGCCAGUACCCUUGAACUUUUUUCAUGAUAUGAAGCUGAAUUGAAAAUAUGUGAAGCUUUCACUCACAGUGCAUUCAUCUGAGCCAUUCUUGUCUCAAAAGUAAGCACUUAAUAUCGGAUACCAGUGUUAGGACUUACCAUGGAAGGGCCAAUGCUAAAAAUGUGAGAGUUACAAAAGCACACUGUUUACUACACAUACACCAGGAGAAUCUGCAGUGGCUUGUUGGCACUCCAGCAUGUGCCAGCACUUCAUCCGGAACUAACGAUUGGCCCACAAACCGUACAAACAAUGAAAUGGCUGAAGUUUGUCAUCAGAACUUGGUUACUUGUAUUGUGCAUAUGCACAGGGCACAUUUCGUUUACUGAGUCCCUUGCACGUCAGACAGAGUAAAACUAGUGGCAUGAGCAUAAGACUUAGUUGAAAUUUGAAAGAUUAUACUAACUUGCUACCUCAUAAUGAUCUUUUCUUUACACCAAUUUUAAUGAUGAAUCAACACUCAUAUCUAACUUAGCUCUGCUGCCACAAUGAUAUUAAGCCAGCCACAGGGAGGGAAGGGGGAGGGGAGCUUGUAAAUAUAGAUUACUUACAAAAAGGAUUGUAAAGAUCUGUAGUUUAUUUCAUGUUGUUGUUGUCUUCAGUCCAGAGACUAGUUUGAUGCAGCUCUCCAUACUACUCUAUCCUGUGCAAGCUUCUUUAUUUCCAGGUAGCUACUGCACCCUACAUCCUUCUGAAUCUGUUUAGUGUAUUCAUCUCUCAGUCUCCCUCUACGGUUUUUACUCUCCAAGCUGCCUGCCAAUACUAAAUUGGUGAUCCCAUGAUGCCUCAGAAUGUGUCCUACCAACCAAUCCCUUCUUCUAGUAAGGUUGUGCCACAAAUUUCUCUUCGCCCCAGUUAUAUUCAGUACCACCUCAUUGGUUACAUGAUCGACCUAUCUCAUCUUCAACAUUCUUCUGUAGCACCACAUUUCAAAAGCUUCUAUUCUUUUCUUGUCUAAUGCAUCUAAUGCUACACUCCAUACAAAUACUUUCAGAAAUGACUUCCUGACACUUAAAUCUAUACUCGAUGUUAACAAAUUUCUCUUCUUCAGAAAUGCUUUUCUUGCCAUUGCCCAUCUACAUUUUAUAUCCCCCCUACUUUGACCAUCAUCAGUUAUUUUUCUCCCAAAUAGCAAAACUCAUCUACUACUUCAAGUGUCUCAUUUCCUAAUCUAAUUCCCUCAGCAUCACUUGAUUUAAUUAGACUACAUUCCAUUAUCCUCGUUUUGAUUUUGCUGAUGUUCAUCUUGUAGCCUCCUUUCAAGACACCGUCCAUUCCAUUCAACUGCUGUUCCACGUCCUUUGCUGUCUCUCACAAAAUUUCAAUGUAAUUGGCAGACUUCAAAGUUAUUAUUUCUUCUCCAUGGAUUUUAAUUCCUACUCCCAAUUUUUCUUUUGUUUCCUUUACAGCUUGCUCAAUGUAUAGAUUGAAUAACAUUGGGGAUAGACUACAUCCCUUUCUCACUCCCUUCCCAACCACUGCUGCCCUUUCAUGCCCCUCGACACUUAUAACUGCCACCUGGUUUCUUUACAAAUUGUAAAUAGCCUUUCGAUCCCUGUAUUUUCCCCCUGCCACCUUCAGAAUGUGAAAGAGUGUGUUCCAGUCAACAUUGUCAAAAGCUUUCUCUAAGCCCACAAAUGCUAGAAACGUAGGUUUGCCUUUCCUGAAUCUACCUUCUAAGAUACGUCAUAGUGUCAGUAUUGCCUCACGUGUUCCAACAAUUCUAUGGCAUCCAAACUGAUCUUCCCCGAGGUAGGCUUCUACCAGCUUUUCCAUUCGUCUGUAAAGAAUUCGUGUUAGUAUUUUGUAGCCGAGGCUUAUCAAACAGAUAGUUCAGUAAUUUUCACUUCUGAUCAACACCUGCUUUCUCUGGGAUUGGAAUUAUUAUAUUCUUUUUCAAGUCUGAAGGUAUUCUGCCUGUCAUGCAUCUUACUCACCAGAUGGUAGGGUUUUGCCAGGGCUGGUUCUCCAAAGGCUACCAGUAGUUCUAAUGGAAUUUUGUCUACUCCUGGGGCCUUGUUUCGACUUAGAACUUUCAGUGCUCUGUCAAAUUUUUCACACAAUAUCAUAUCUCCAAUUUCAUCUUCACUGGUGUCCUCUUCCAUUUCCUUAAUAUUGCCCUCAAGUACAUCGCCCUUGUAUAGACCCUCUAUAUACUUCUUUCACCUUUCUUCUUUCCCUUCAUUACAUAUAACUGGUUUUCCAUCUGAGCUCUUGAUAUUCAUACAAGUGGUUCUCUUUUCUCCAAAGGUCUCUUUAAUUUUCCUGUAGGCAGUAUCUAUCUUACCCCUAGUGAUAUAUGCCUCUACAUCCUUACAUUUGUCCUUUAGCCAUCCCCACUUAGCUAUUUUGCACUUCCUGUUGAUCUAAUUUUUGAGACAUUUGUAUUCCUUUUUGCCUGCUCCAUUUACUGAAUUUUUGUAUUUUCUCCUUUCGUCAAUUAAAGUCAAUACUUCUUCUUUUACCCAAGGGUUCCUGUUAGCCCUCUUCUUUUUACUUUCUUGAUCCUCUACUACCUUCACCAUUUCAUCUCUCAAAGCUACCCAUUUUUCUUCUCCUGUAUUUCUUUCACCCAUUCUUGUCGAUUGUUCCCUAAUGCUGAAACACCCUACAACCUCUGGUUCUUUCAGUUUAUCCAGGCCUGUCUCCUUAUUCCCACCUCUUUGCAGUUUCUUCAGUUUUAAUCUACAGUUCAUAACCAAUAGAUUGUGGUCAGAAUCCAUAUCUGCCCCUGGAAAUGGCUUACAAUGUAAAAUCUGGUUCCUAAAUCUCUGUCUUACCAUUAUAUAAUCCAUCUGAAACAUUCGAGUGUCUCCAGGCCUCUUCCACGUAUACAACCUUCUUUCAUGAUUCUUAAACCAAGUGUUAUCUAUGAUUAAGUUAUGCUCUGUGCAAAAUUCUAGCAGGUGGCUUCCUCUUUCAUUCCUUAACCCCAUUCCAUAUUCACCUACUACUUUUCCUUCUCUUCCUUUUCCUACUAUCGAAUUCCAGUCCCCAAUGACUAUUAAAUUUUCGUCUCCCUUCACUAUCUGAAUAAUUUCUUUUAUCUCAUCAUACAUUUCUUCAAUUUCUUCGUCAUCUGUGAAGCAGUGCUACUGUGGUAGGGGUGGGCUUCAUGUCUACCUUGGCUACAACAAUGUGUUCACUAUGCUGUUCGUAGUAACUUAUCCACGAUCCUGUUUUUUUUUUUAAAUUUUUAUUAUUCAUUAUUAAACCUGAUCCUGCAUUAUCCCUAUCUGAUUUUGUAUUUAUCACCUGACCAGAAGCACCCUAUAAAUAUGUAAUGCUAUUUGAUGUUACAGAUUCAAAGGGGUCCCAAAACAUUUGACAUUGAAUGUAAUGGCUAUCUUCAAUCCAUACAGAAGGAAUUUCUUAUAUUGUACAAAUCAUAAGGUGGAUAUGUGGAUUUCUUUUGAUAUGGCUUAACUACGUAGUUUCAUUGAUGUUGUUGCAGCAUAGAAAAUAAGACUAAACUUCAUGUAUUCCUGCUUUCCAAUGCUGCAAUAAUAUAUCUCAUAUUUCCAAGUCUCUUUAAUUAGGAAGCUAAUCAUCAUGUUACUAGGGACAGAAGAAUUUAAUGUUUUGUAUGACAAACAGCGAAAAAAUCUCAUAGUAGCUAUGUAAGAGGCAACCAAAGAUAGAGAUUCACAUACCUCAUUAAAGAGAAAAUAUCUUGCAUGGUACUCACAUUGCACUUUUGUAUAAGAACAAUAAUUGGCAUUGAAAAUAAUUAUUGAAUUGGUUGCAUUGGUACACUGAGGAUAAAUGCACCCUUAAGAACACAAGGAAAUUGUGACAAAUAUGAUUACGUGUAAAUUAGUUGGGCUGGAUUAUGGAAAAAUUGAGUUUUUCCUUUUGAAGGAAUUGGACACUAUCCACUAGAAGUGAUCUAAGAAAACAAAGACUACUGUAAAGCAGUGAGUAGACAUGGAUUUAAUUUCUGCCUCUCAAUAAGAAUCCAGUGAAUUGGCAAAUCUAGUGUUUGAUCAUAUUUUUCAAUUUAGAGGCAGCUGGAUCUAAUGAGGAAGACGAAUAUGAGAAAAAUAAUAUACAUUCAAAGAAUAAACCCAGCAUCAAGGCAGCUCUUGCCAUCCAGUCCUUGUCUGUUAAUCUGCUGUCCAUGAUGGUUGAAUCUCAAAGAAAGAUGACAAACAGUUACCCCUCAGUUUUAUAACAACAGUCCAUGUUAAUUUCUAUCUUAUGCUAGGCAUUAGUUAUUUGUACAUUAAUAAUAUUAAUUUUUAGCAAUUGUUACCAAAGUAGAGACAUUCCUGUUUUUGUGGUGUUACAGUCAUUGUAUACUUGAAAACAUUUAUUGCAAUGUCUGAGCGUGCUAGCACACACUAGAAAGAAUUUAUUGCUUUCAUCUAGAAGACUACAUUGAAAAUGUGUUAUGGGAGUGCUAUGAGCUAUGCAAAUUAUUUUUAAAGACUGGAAAUGAGAAUCUGCCAUUAAUACUUAGCGUAGUUAAUACAGUUGUGUAGUUAUAUGACAGUUUAAUUUCAUGCAUACGAGAGGGAUCUCAGCCAUUUUCUUGCCAGUAUAGUGCAAAUAAGGCCCUAUGAAUUUACUAAGGAUGAUAAUUUCCGCAAAUCAUUGGUACCAGCAUGUAAAACAGCACCAAAGACUUGUUGUUUAAGCAAAAGAAUUGUCACCUUCAAAAUAAUUUUAUAUUACACAAACAAGAAUAUAGUUAUGUCCAUAAUCAUCACUUCAUAUAAUUGCUAUAUCCUUAUACACUACUCAUGUUGCAAUAAAACUGCAUUAUUUAUACAGUUUUGGAUAUAAAAGACACAUUUUAAUGAGAACUAUCACUGUCGACACAUGUAGUAAGUUCACAAUUUGUGUUGUUCAUUUUUUGUUGUGGAGUUCACAUUUGUUUCUCAGAUGAUGUAGAAGAGACAAAUCAAACCCAGUGAUUUGUAACUAAAAUGCCAGAGAUGCAUUGACUGAUCUGUUGUAGUUCGUGUCUACUCGUAACAUGUUCUGGCAAACUGCAGCAUGAAAUAUAGUUUUUGUGUCAUUCAGCUUAUCCGUUUCAUUAUAAUGUAUAUAAAAAAACACUUAACUGAAUCAUGAAAGACAGAUCAGCUGUAUUCACAACAAAACUGAAAAUUUUAUAUUGACAGUACCACACAAUACCGAUUUCAGGUUUUAACAUUGUGGAUGAAACAUAUUCAAAAGAAAUCUAUCUUGUGCAAGAGAGGAAAUGGAGUGAACAGACUCUAGCAAUGCAUGAAAUUUUGGGAAGAGUCAUAAAUGUGAAAAAGUUUGCCCCAACACCAAAGCAAAGCAUUAACUUACAGAUAGAGAGGCCAUUACAAGUAAUGGCCAUAAGGACUCAUUACAAAACAAUUCUAAAAAAAGUGAGGAACCACAAGGUGUGUAGGAGCAGUAAGAGUAAGCUAGUAACGAUGAUAAAUAAGAGUAACGGAUAGACAAAUAGGCAGUAGAUGAGUUAAUUUUAAGGUCACAGCAUGUGAAAAAGUACAUUUCAAAAUAGCAGUUUUGAGAUAAGAGAAUAGGUGAAAUAGUUUGACUUGAAGGCAAAUGCGAUAUGGGUUGAGACAGGAAAAGGGGGGGAGGGGGGGGGGGGAUUUGUUAUUUAUAGGUUAUAAGAAGGUGACAGCAUGGAUUAAGUAAGGUGACAGGAAUGAGUGUUAAGGGUAACUUUAUGUGCUCUAGGGGAGGACAAGCCAAAGGAAAUUAAGGCGGAAAGGAAAUCCGUAAGGAAAUUAACGCAGAAAGAAAAGGAAUAUGUGCGUGUUGGUGCUGGGGGUAAGUUCAUGUGAUUUGACACACAUACAGAUUACUCCCAUAGAGCAAGCAUCAUAAAAAGCAAAACCUGUGUUCUUUAUUCUCUGAAUGCUGAGGUGUGUAUAAAUGAUUGUGUAUAAUCAAAAAUUAAAUUUGAUGGUAAAUUUAAAAUGCUUUUACGCAAUGCUCCCUCAGACAGUAUUGUCUGUUAAAGUUAGUGCUGACUGUAAGUAAGAUGAUAUCAGCCUGUUGAGUCUUCCACUGCCCCCCCCCCCCCCCCCCCCCCCCCCCAUCAUACACAAUAAGUUUCAAGUUACAGUGUGGUGUUGGAGAAGUACUCACUUGGAACUCAUGCAUGUUCUCCCGUUUCCUUUUGUAGAUAGAUUUCUCUUGGUACGUUUUGUGAAAAACUGUCUACAGCUUUUCCAUUUUAUUUUGUUCCUAAUGAGGAAUAUGUGUUACUUUAAAAUUGUUCAUAAUUGCAGAUAUUUUAAACAUUUUUUAGUAAUUUUAUUUGCACAAUUCAUGAAAUGAUACAGUAGGGUAAAAACAUUUGCCAGUCACCCAUAAGGCACUCAGAGAGAGAGAGAGAGAGAGAGAGAGAGAGAGAGAGGUGUGUGUGUGUGUGUGUGUUCCUUAAAUGACAGAUUCUUUGCCUUAGAUUGUCUUUCUCACACACUUACUCAGUUGUUAAAAUGUGGUAGAUUUAGUGGUGUUGAAUUUUUCUAUGCAGUUGAGUGUGUGACAGUGUAGAAAGUUCCAUUAUUAAAGGCCUGUUGUUUCUGGUGUAACACCCAGAUUUUCUGGGAAGUGCUAUAUCAGUAAGCUCAAAAAGAUUUUGUAUGGGAUAUAUUUUGUGUGUACUGCAGUAACUUAUCAUAUUUGCUUCAAAGGUAACGGAAAGGUCAACAGAUUUUAGUAUGUUCAAUAAAAUGUCACAUCUAGUCCCCAAUGUUCUGACAAACUUCACUGCUUUCUGCACAGCAUAUGUAACUGUGAAGUACUAUGUUUAUACUUCUUGAGACACUUUAAUUUAUUUCUGUAGUAUUGUCUGUUGUGUUGAUGUACUCUCUAUCCCAUGUUUUGGAAUAAAAAUUCGAGGCGUGUUUUUAUAUUCA